AUGAAGUUGAUCAACAUACCCAAGACUUCUAGUUUCCUUCACCUAGAAGCGGAAUUGAAAGUAACCGCAGAACAAGCAUUAAAUCAUGAGGCUUUGUCACAUACUCCAAGAAUGAUAGAGUCUGGAGCUUAUGCUUAUGUCUUACCUGAAAAAAGAGAUCAAUAUCAAUAUUUGACAUCCAGUCCCAAUGCAUUGAGAGACCUUGGUAUUGAAGGGGAUGAAACAGAUGAAACUUAUCAAAAAAUUGUCAGUGGAGAAGCUUACCAAGAUAAAGAAUUCGUUAAGAAAGUCCCUGUUCCUUAUAGUCAAGCAUAUGCUGGAUGGCAAUUUGGCCAAUUUGCUGGUCAAUUAGGUGAUGGCAGAGUAACCAACUUAUUUGAAAUACCUAAGUUACGUAAUGUCGACUUCAAAAAUGAGAGAUUCAUAAAAUCUGAUAGUUACAACAGGAAGAAAUACGAAAUUCAAUUAAAGGGAUCAGGAAUGACCCCUUUCUCCAGGUUUGCCGAUGGUAAAGCCGUUUUAAGAUCAUCUAUAAGAGAAUAUAUCAUAUCGGAACAUUUGAAUGCGAUUGGUAUCCCAACUACAAGAGCUUUAGCAUUGACUUAUUUGCCAAAAACCUUAGCUCGUAGACAUAUGGCGGAAAAAUGUGCUAUUGUUACUAGAUUUGCAGAAAGUUGGAUCAGACUUGGAACUUUUGAUUUAUAUAGGUUGAGAGGUGAUCGGAAAGGUAUAAGACAAUUGAGUGAUUAUAUCAUCAAUGAAUUGUUCACAGUUGAUGAUUUACAAUUUCCUUACCUUACAGAAUUUUUGAAAAUCAAACCUAAUUUCAUAGAUUUUAGCUUGAGUCAAUAUGAUAAGAUGUAUUUGGAAAUAGUCUUAAGGAAUGCUACCAGCACAGCUAAAUGGCAAACUUACGGUUUCUUGAAUGGAGUACUUAAUACUGAUAAUACCAGUAUCUUAGGAUUAUCCAUGGAUUAUGGUCCAUUCCAGAUAAUGGAUAAAUUUGAUCCUGACUAUUCCCCAAACUCAGAAGACCAUUCUAAAAGAUACGGGUAUAAAAACACUCCUACCGCUAUUUUCUGGAAUUUGACCAGAUUGGGUGAAGAUUUAGCUGAAUUAAUUGGUAUGAACGAAGAACAAUUAGAAUUGACUAGUAAGGGCCAAAUGAAUGAUGGCAUGAUCAGUGAAUGGGAAGAAGAUAUCAUCAAACGUGCAACUAAAGUUAUCGAAGUAGCAGGAGAGAUGUAUACAUUUUCGUUCACCAAAAAAUAUGUGGAAGCAUUCUUUGAUCGUUUAGGUUUGUCCCAUGAAUUAAUAAGCGAAGAUCCUGAUGUGGAGAAUAAAAGCCUUAUCGUUCCUUUAUUAGAUAUGUUGAAAAGGGUUCAGUGUGAUUACAAUUUGUUCUUCACUAAACUUGAAAAUAUUGACACUAUCACUAAAGAAUUAAAGUUCAACAACGAAUUAUUUGAAGACGAAGAAUUGGAGAAAUUUGUCAACGAUUGGUUAAACAUUUAUAAAGGGUACUUACUGAAGAAUGAUAGAGAUACCAAGGACAUGAAGUCUUAUAAUCCGUUAUUCCUACCAAGAGGAUGGAUUCUUGAUGAAGUCAUCGAACACACACAAAAGACAGAAGGUCAAGAUUUGUCCUUGUUAAAAAAGCUCGAGAAAAUGAGUUUCAAUCCUUAUGACGACUCCAAAUGGGGUGAUGAGUUAAAGGAUGUAGAAAGCCGUUGGUUAAGACAAGGAGAUGUUGAUGAACAAUAUUCUAUGAUGACUUGUAGUUGUUCAAGUUAG
Molecule: messenger RNA, 1794 nt
Organism: Yamadazyma jaroonii
Lineage: Eukaryota; Fungi; Ascomycota; Pichiomycetes; Serinales; Debaryomycetaceae
Source: the annotation of a GenBank genome assembly